AAGGCACUCAUUACGGGGACCAACGAGAAGCCCGAAGUCUGAUGCUGCUCUCAACCUCGCCUAACUUUCAUAUGAUUGAAGAACAAGAUGUUAAUAGCUUUGUUGUGCCGAAUGAUUCGAUUCCUCGUGUUGAAAGAAUUAAUCGCUUCGCCCCGGGUACCGACAUGCCUCAAGCAGAGAUCAACUUGCCGCUUGUCGAUACCGACAUCCCCAUGACGUCGGUCUUGCCUGAAACAUCAACUGAAAUCCUCGAUCAAGGACAAUCUUUUCAUGAAAAAGACGUAGAAAUGCCUGAGGAUAUGGACCCAAGGAUGCAGUUCAAAGAUGGAAACCAUCAUGUUCGAGCAGAACCUGUUGAAGAUAUUGAGAUCAUUUACAUGGACGGGUCAGAUCAACAGAAAUUGCUACGUAUUGGGGCCAACCUACAAGAACCCAUUCGGUCAAAUUUGAUUCAAUUCCUCCAGUCAAACACUGACGUAUUCGCUUGGAAGCAUGAAGACAUGAAAGGCAUCGACCCACAGAAGGCAUGCCAUCGUCUCAAUUUGGACAAGACUGUCAAACCGGUUAUUCAGAAACGUCGGAAAUUUGGCCCAGAUCGCCAGAAGGCCCUUGAAGAAGAGGUAAACAAGCUCAUAGAUAAUAAAUUUGUCAAGGAAGCCAAGUACCCGACGUGGAUAUCAAAUCCUGUUUUGGUUAAGGAAGCCACCGGUCUUUGGCGUCUCUGUAUAGAUUUCUCAGAUUUGAAUCAAGCGUGCCCGAAAGAUAGCUACCCCAUUCCACACAUCGAUUACAUGGUAGACGCUACGUCGGGACACCAACUUAUGAGUUUUCUGGAUGCCUAUUCAGGCUAUAAUCAGAUUCCCAUGCACCCUGAUGACGCUGAGCAUACCUCGUUCUAUUCAGCUCGAGGCCUUUAUUGCUAUGUUAUGAUGACUUUCGGGUUGAAGAAUGCAGGGGCCACAUAUCAAAGAUUGGUCAAUAAACUGUUUGCUCGCUUAAUUGGCCAUACCAUGGAAGUUUAUGUAGACGACAUGUUAGUGAAGUCGGAACAGGCCCCUGACCAUAUCGCUCAUCUCUCCGAAGUCUUCGAUAUACUCCGAGAAUAUUCCAUGGUGCUUAACCCCAAGAAGUGUACUUUCGGAGUUGGAUCAGGGAAGUUUCUAGGAUACAUGGUGAGUCAAAGAGGGAUCGAAGCCAAUCCCGCCAAGAUUCAAGCCAUACUUGACCUAGCUCCUCCGACAUCUCUCAAAGGUGUCCAAGCUUUAACUGGUCGACUGGCGGCCCUUAAUCGGUUUAUUUCAAAGUCAACAGAUCAUUGCAAACCGUUCUUUGACGCUAUUAAAAAGAAGACACCGUUUGAAUGGACCAUGGAAUGCCAGAAUGCUUUUGACAACAUUAAACAAGUUCUCUUACAGUUACCGACGUUACAAAAGCCACUUCCUGACGAAUCUCUCUAUUUGUACCUUGGUGUGAGUAACGUUGCUGUUAGUGCUGUUCUUAUACGACAAGAUGGACUCCAACAGUUUCCGGUAUAUUAUGUUAGCAAGGCUUUACAUGACGCUGAAUUGCGAUAUCCACAUAUGGAGAAGUUGGCCUAUGCCCUGGUCAUUGCUGCACGGAAGUUGCGCCCAUAUUUUUUAGAGCAUUCAAUUGUUGUGUUCACGACAUACCCUCUCCGACAAGUCCUUCACCGACCUG
Molecule: messenger RNA, 1698 nt
Organism: Striga hermonthica
Lineage: Eukaryota; Viridiplantae; Streptophyta; Magnoliopsida; Lamiales; Orobanchaceae
Source: the annotation of a GenBank genome assembly